This is a messenger RNA of Vanderwaltozyma polyspora DSM 70294, 306 nucleotides long. RefSeq names its product Tkp5 protein. The transcript has a single exon. NCBI's taxonomy places the organism in Eukaryota, Fungi, Ascomycota, Saccharomycetes, Saccharomycetales, Saccharomycetaceae. Bases 1 to 306 code for a protein of 101 amino acids. The record is from RefSeq and is a predicted model, not a curated record.
AUGUCCCACCCUGAUCAACAGUCCAAUAACACUCACCUAUUCCAAUCUCAAGAAAUAGGUGCCGUCCUGGUUUCGAACCUGCGCAAACAGGUUAUGAGCCCUGCCAAUGCAACCGACCUUAUUCCCAUUGAACUACUUGGUGUCCAAAACUAUGAUAUGUGGUAUCAUUACUUUAUGCAAGUAGUUGGUGAAGCCAGUCACAUUUGGUCAGAAUAUGUUGAAACUGGAGAUAUUCAAUCCGUUAGAAUUGAAUAUGGAUUACCUGAUAUUCAAAUCAAGUCUAUGAAAAUAAUCUUUAGACACUAA